Cuscuta epithymum is the source of this 1945-nucleotide messenger RNA. The record is from the annotation of a GenBank genome assembly. Lineage: Eukaryota; Viridiplantae; Streptophyta; Magnoliopsida; Solanales; Convolvulaceae.
AAUUAAUCUCUCCGCUAGACGCCUAGACCUACGCUUCAGCCGUUCCUCCAUGGCAUCCAGAACCCUGAUCUCGUUUUUUCCACUGAAGCACCGCCGGAAUACGGAAGCACGCCAGAUUAGCUGAAUCACGGUCACCACAAACACCAUCAAUCUCGAAGGCAGCAAGUAAUCUUACUACGAGCGGCUAAUAAGGAGUGGAAUCUUCAUCGUUCUCGUCAUGUAGACUCCUACUAUGCGUGGCUCCACCUCGGCGACGGUGGUAGACUCCGGCCCUCGAUUGGAAACUGCAAUCUUCUGCCACACAAUUGGAGUACGACCUCGACAACGAUGUUUGUUGCUCGUGAGCGGCGCAGGGCAGCCUGAAUGAGACCGAUUUUGAAGACGAGUUUAGGAAUAUGUUUGGAGAAUCCAGUUCUAAAUGAGAUCGAUUUGGAAGGCUUCUUAAUGGUGAGUGCUUAGUAUGUUCCUCUUUCUUUUAACCAUUUUAGCUUGUUAUUCUACUGUGUGUUAGUGGUGGAAUUGGUAUUCUGGAAAUUUGAACUUUACUUAAUCUAAUGAGAAGGCAGUUUGAUAGAACUACUUCUAAUUGGAAAAGAUGAAAUGUGGAAUGCCAUUUUUCAGAGCUAAAGCAGUUUGUAAGUGAUUUCUGAACUGCACACAUCAAUUUAAUUUGUACGUACUUCUUCUUCUGCUCUGUUUUAUCUCAGUAAAUAGUUUCACUCGGAGUUGUAAAUUUAGUAAGAUUAUAUGGUACAGAUGAUCCUUUCAUAUAGUGGCAGUUUUAUUUGAUCAAAGUAUAUCAUCCUUUCAUAUACGGUUAAAACUUAUAUUCCUGUUUGUCUAACUUUAAUUUAAAUGAUGACAAGUUUCUAACAUCCUUUUAUUUUAUUAGAGUUACCGGGGUAAUAACUAAUUCUUCAGGUUAUAGAAAUGAAAUAGAAUGUAUAAUUUAAUCCAAAAAGUAAAAUAUUAAAAGGAAAGAACUUGAUUAGUGACUACAUGUCUACAUAGUAUAUAAUUUGUUAGUUUUGUGAUUUAUUUUGUAAAUUUACUAAUAUCCUUGAAGGUCAGACUUUUUUGUAUGUAUAUUUAGUGUUAGUUCCUAGUGUUAAUUAGUUUCAGUCUAUAAUUUUCCAGAGAUGAUAACUAAUGAGUCAUCUCAUCACAUUAAUUGUGUGUCACCCCUUCUGAACAGAAUUGUCAAGAUAAAAGAUGGUUUAUACACGUUGUUGGGUGGCCAAAGUGAGGUUAUUAAUUGUUUCAAUGCUUUCCACGUGAAAGGGAAUAUAUGCUCCAGUGAAGUGUAUGAUAUCUUGAGAACAAGAAACCACAAUAAACCUUGGAUGAGAUGGAUAUGGAAACACUACAUCCCACCUAAGUAUUCAUUUAUCCUUUGGCUUGGAACUUGGUUGCUAGUUAGAAAGUUUGGUUGCUGGUGUUUUGGGCAGAUUGGCAGAACUUUGUUGCUGGCAUGGUUUUUGUAUUCGUGCAACACUUGUUGCAUGAAGCUUUAGUCUAUUUUGCUAAUGCUUGAUGGGGAAUGCCUCUGAUUAUGUAAUUAACAUUUCUUGGCAGCUUAUUUAAAUUUACCUUUUAUCCCCUCCAAAAAUUGUCAUAUCUUAAAGUAAUUUUUAUAUUAAUAUUUAUGAAAUUCUAGUUUUCUUUUUCUGAUGUGCUAGAUCAAUGAAAAUUGUGAGGAAAAGCCAACAGAUGAAGACAAUGAAGUGACAUUUUCCCUUGGCCUCUAGUUUCAUUUGGUUUCAACUGAAUAGUCAGCAGCCACUAAAUUUGCUCCACCUGUAUAUUAUUGAGAUUUAUUGAAUAGUUGUAAUUUACUUAAAAGUUUUAUGUUAUUACUUCAUUGUAAGCCUAAAUGUUAUUAUGAAUUCAAGUUCUAUGGCGAGUUAUGACUUUAAUUAUAGUGAAAUUUAUUGUUCAACUAAUC